CAGUCAUGCCAGCUCAGCCGGUUCCAGGAGCUCUGACAGCUUAUAAGGCGCCUGGGUCCUUGAUGAACACCCUGAGAGCACGGCAUAGGCGUGACGAGACAGAGAAGCCGCAGACACAGAGUCCGACGUGGUGAAGGGACCGAGACAUGGAUGCCGGCGCAGAGGCCUGGGACAGGUUGGACGAGGACACCUUCAUUGACAACUUCCACAAUGCAAUCUGGCUGUCCAGGACCUACCUGUGCUAUGAGGUCGAGCAUCCCGGUCAGGGAUCCGGGAUUCCUCCGGGCCAGGACAAGGGCGUCCUGCGCAAUAAGAGUGCCCGGUACCCCAUGCUCUCCCGCCAUGCGGAGUCCUUCCUGCUAGAGCAGAUCCAGUCCUGGAAACUGAACCCGGAACACCAGUACCGGGUCACCUGCUUUCUCUCCUGGAGCCCCUGUGCUGAUUGUGCCCAGCGUAUGGCUGAGUUUCUGGGGGACAAUAGCCACGUGAGCCUGAACCUCUAUGCCUCCCGCAUCUACAGCCUGGGACAGUAUGAGCAGGGGCUGCGCACCCUGAAGAGGGCUGGGGCCAGCAUCACCAUCAUGACCGCCAGGGAGUUUGAGCACUGCUGGGACACCUUCGUGCUCCACCAGGGAAGAAGCUUCCAGCCCUGGGAGGGUCUGGACAAGGAGAGUCAGAAAUUCUCUGAGACCCUGCAUCGCAUUCUCCAGGAAGCCUGAACGAUGGCCUUCAGUCUCGCCAAAGACCACGCAGGGGAGGCCUCUGUGACCAGCAGAAUAAAACACUUCCUCCCAAGCCAUGCAGACCUGCUCUCCACCGCCCUCCAGAUCGAUCCACGGCACGGCAACCAGCAAAAGGCCAUGAGCCCAAAGAAGUCCUCUUGAAAGAAAAAUCUGAGUAGAUUUACUUGUCCUGGAAAAUCUACCUUAAGUUCAAAUAUACGGGUUAAGAUCAUA
Molecule: messenger RNA, 956 nt
Organism: Mustela lutreola (European mink)
Lineage: Eukaryota; Metazoa; Chordata; Mammalia; Carnivora; Mustelidae
Product: DNA dC->dU-editing enzyme APOBEC-3G-like
Exons: 5
Coding region: 147-719 (190 amino acids)
Biological process (GO): defense response to virus; cytidine to uridine editing; negative regulation of single stranded viral RNA replication via double stranded DNA intermediate
Cellular component (GO): cytoplasm; nucleus; P-body
Molecular function (GO): cytidine deaminase activity; zinc ion binding; RNA binding
Source: RefSeq, a predicted model, not a curated record